Calypte anna (Anna's hummingbird) is the source of this 1929-nucleotide messenger RNA. It is a transcript of the gene SLC51A, whose product is annotated as solute carrier family 51 alpha subunit. Gene Ontology annotation, biological process: bile acid and bile salt transport. NCBI's taxonomy places the organism in Eukaryota, Metazoa, Chordata, Aves, Apodiformes, Trochilidae. The coding region runs from base 808 to 1707 and encodes 299 amino acids. The transcript has 8 exons. The record is from RefSeq and is a predicted model, not a curated record. Gene Ontology annotation, cellular component: plasma membrane; endoplasmic reticulum membrane. Gene Ontology annotation, molecular function: transporter activity.
GGUGCUGGGAGGACACCUAUGGAGCUAUGGACACCCCUAGGACACAUGGGGAUGCUGGGAUCCAUCUAGGACAAGGAUACACUGCUUCCCAGGCCUAAUGCCCCCCAACUCGGUGUGACCCCUCCAGUCUGGUAUGUCCCUCCCCCAGCCUGGACUAUGCUUCUGUCCCAAGGAGCAGGGGUGCUGAGCUGGGGCAGAGCACUGGGCCAGCCCUGCCCAUGUGUCACGGGAGAUGCUCUCAGCAGGGCUCAGCCGUGGGCUGCCGGGAGCUGAGCCAUCACGAGCUCCUCACACAUCCUGCAGAGUCUGGCAGGUUCUCCACACUCUCUCUGCUUCACUUCCCACCCGGCCACCGCUGCAGAAGGGACACAAAGAUGGACCCUGCAUGGCACCAUGGGGACACCCGGCACCCACAGCCCAUCUCCAGUCUGGCCAGAGGCUUUCUGGGCAGCGUCACCCCAGGUGUCUCCAACCUUUGGGGACGCACAGGCACGAUGGCACGUGUGACAAUGUCCUCUCUCAGCACCCCGGGUCAAUAACCGGGUGGCCAAGGCGCUCGGCGGGGUCGGGACAGUGCGAGGGGAACGCCAAUGGGAGCCCGCAGCAGCGGCAGAGGGAGGAGCGUGCGGGAGGCUGCAGUGGUUAAACUGAAGAAGGAGCGGCGGCCGCCCCGGUCCCUGCCCUGGGGACUCUGACCCCGUGGGCUGUCAAGGGGAGCUGAGGCAGGCGGUGCCCAGCAGCCCCACAGCCACCGGGACAGAGCUAGGGAGAAGCAGAGCAGAAUGGAGCCCACCAUGGAGCUGGCAGAUGACCCCAGAGCUGGAUAUAGUCCAACUUGCCAUCAUGGGCCUUGCCACCAUCAUGACAUUGCUGUCGGUCGCAAUCUUUGUGGAAGAGGCUUUCUACCUGAUUCGCAAGAUCCGCUGCCCCAUCAAGAUGAGGACCCUCUGCUGGAGCAGCUCGGCUCCCACGGUCGUGUCAGUGGUCAGCUGCUUUGGGCUGUGGUUCCCGCGCUCCAUGAUGGUGGUGGAGAUGGCUACUACAGCGUACUUUGCCGUCUGCUUCUACCUCCUGAUGCUUGUCAUGGUGGAGGGCUUUGGGGGGAAGGAGGCAUUGCUCAGCACCCUGAAAGAUGUGCCCAUGGUGGUCAGCACUGGGCCCUGCUGCUGCUGUUGCCCCUGUCUGCCCCGAAUCACCAUGAGUAGGAGAAAGCUUCAACUGAUGAUGCUGGGGACUUUCCAGUACGCCUUCUUCAGAGCAGUAGCUGUCUUCCUGGGGCUGGUCCUGGCUGCUGAUGGGAACUACAACCCUGCUGAUAUCUCAGCAGAGAGUGUGGCCCUCUGGAUCAAUACUGUGGUUGGUGCCUCCACCCUCUUUGGGCUGUGGGCCCUGGGCAUCCUCUUCCGGCAAGCCCGGUUGCACCUGACAGAGCAAAACAUCAAGGCCAAGUUCUCCUGCUUCCAGAUCCUCCUCCUCCUGACAGCUCUGCAGCCUGCCAUCUUCAGCAUCCUGGCCAACAAUGGCAGCAUUGCUUGCUCUCCACCCUUCUCCUCCAAGGCCAGGUCACAACAGAUGAAUGUGCAGCUAUUGAUCCUGCAAACCUUCAUCUUGGUGGUGGUGACACGGAUGUACUACCGCAAGCAGGAUGACAAACCAGGCUACCAGCCUGCCAGCUUCUCACCCAUGGGCACUGACAUCAAGGUGUGAGCAGAAGGGAGCAAAAAAGGACGGAGGGACAGAGCAAGGUGAGGGUUUGGUCUGCCUUGUACAACCUUCUCCUUCCACCAGCCCUGGGAAGCUGCUUGCAGCAGAGGAGGCAGAGAGGGAAAGGGCACCUCAGUGUGGGGUGAAAGGGUCUGAAAGCUGAAGGCCACAACUCCAGCCUAGGAGUUCUUGUCUGGUACUGAAUAAAGAUAUAUUUGUACCUGG